CAGGGGUGGCGAAAUUGGCCUUCGGCCCCUUACCGGAUCUGAGCGGCUCGCUCAGCGAUCUGCCCAGCGAUGUCGCUGCUGGCUCGUAUGUGGAGAGCUUCAAUGUGAUGUUGGCAGAUCAGGCUUACUUGGCAGAUUGGGAGAAUGCCUUGGAGACUCUUGAAGAGAUGAAGACCUUCAGCAUCAGUCCUGAUGUGACCAGCUACUUUGCCUGCAUUUGUGCUUCUCGAAGGGCCAGCGCUUGGCAGUCUGCGUUGUCUCUCCUCCAGGAGGCUUGGAAUGUGGACUUGGAGCCCACUGUGGAGUGCUACAGUCACACGAUCCGUGCCUGUAGCCACCAUGAAAUUGCCUCGAAGCUGCGGGCGGAGCUGAAGCACUGGGGGGCAGCGCCGGAUCAUGUGGCACGGUUCCAUACCACGCCGAUGAUGAAGUGGGCCAGGGAGCUGAAACAGUACGGCUGUGCGGUGAAGAGUGAGAUCAACUGGCAGGGUGGUCCUGUCCCAAAGCCUCCGGAAGGCACCCAGCCAGGCUGCUGGUUACUGCCCAACCAGGAUGGUGUGGCCUUGGAGAUCGCUGCGCGGCAGAGGGAACUACGUGAGGCUGGCUGGAGGAUCAUCUCGGUCGAGCCGCACGUGGUGUCCACCUUGCGGAACAAAGCCAGUAUGCUCGAAUAUGCCAAGGAGAAAGGCAUUGGUGCUUCAACCCCAAGGUGCUUUGGCACUGCAGGGGAGGCGGAAUAUCCCUGCAUUCUGAAGCCAGAGCUGGGGACCUUUGGACCCUCGGCCCAGACAGAUGUCCAUCCUGGUUUCAUGUGGUUUCGUCUGAGGCUCCGGCAUGUUUUUUUUGGGGGGGUUCCGUGCGAACACGUAGAGAAGCUUCCUUUGUGUGAAUAUGUGUGAAUUGGUCGUUUUCAGCCUUGACCAAUGCCCUUUUGUUGCAUCAAUGCCGCUUCCCCAUCUUUGCACAUGGUGAAGCUUCUUCGCAAGCAAGCCUUCCAUGGGUGGGACGCUGCUGCAGUCCGUCUCCUGUUUCCUGUUUCCUUCUGCCGGUCUUCCGCCGGUUUUUGCAGGGAAGGAUACCCACGUGGUUCGCUCCGAGGAGGAGGUGGACCGACUCACGCGCGGUGAGGGAUUGGCUCCCAAGUGGGUUCUGCAGGAGUUGGUGCCCGGGCGCCUGGAUGCUGGGAGAGAAACGAAAAAGCAGAGGCUUUUGAUUCAGAGGUUUUUGAGUCUAACGUUCGUACAUGUUUUGUAGGAGUUCUGUUUGGAUACACUCCCUGGAAGAGUCAUGGUUACGUGGGAAAACACUCAUUUGUAGAGAUGCUCAUCCAAGGGGCCAUGCCAUCCACUUCCAUGAUUAUUCUAGGGAGCGUACUGUAUUUGUUCUAAAUGGGUUAUUGACCUUGCAUUGAUGUUCAGGAAUAUUCAAUCACUUUGCUGGUGCUGAAGGGCGUGGUGGUGGACUACGUCAACACCUUGUACGAGUACGAUGGUGAGGAAUAUGUUUGGCCAUUCGUUAAGGAGGUGCGGCACGAGUAUGUAUCUGUUCCUCAAGCUCAUCUGGAUGUCAUGAGGAUCCUGUUGUCAGAGUUCAGCGGCAUUUGUUGCCUGGGCUACAAACUCCGUGGGGAUGGCAGCCUUUGCAUCUUCGAAGUGAACCCUCGCAUCGGUGGAGACCUGGUCUUCGAGUGCCCGAAGCCACGUGCGCGAGCACUCUUUGAGAAGCUGGAUGCCAUGUUCGAUGAGCGGAUUUGAGCGAUAGAAAUCUUCCUGCAUCCACUAUAGACUCCUCGUGACAAGGUCCUUGUAGCGCGC
Molecule: messenger RNA, 1814 nt
Organism: Durusdinium trenchii
Lineage: Eukaryota; Dinophyceae; Suessiales; Symbiodiniaceae
Source: the annotation of a GenBank genome assembly